AUGCGCUCUAUCAUAAUCCACGCGAAGCACCAUGAGUACGACAUAGCGCUUAGCCAUCUGAUCGAGCAGCGUCAGUCGUUCAUCUCCUUCUACGCAGCGGGCGGGUGCGCUUCACCUCGCCGGAAAGAAGACCGCCGGACCACGCUUUCCACAUCGGACUCCUUAGAGUGGUCAACCACCCUACCUACUGAUUGCUCCCUCAGCGACGAGAUGGUCUGUGACAUCCUAACACGGUGGCAAGGCCUUCGUGUCUUGCAGGACCUUUAUCUCGAAUCAGAGCCUCCUCCAGCAUCCUAUCGUCCUAUGCGCGAAUAUCGCGCCCCGGGAGGGUCUCGCAGAAGAACGCCGGCACAGUCCUCCAGUGGGUCGCAAUCUAUCACUGUCUUUGACCCCGCUUACGACACCAUCGAUUGCGGGGGAAGGACUUUUGAUGCCGAACAGAAGCAGAGAUUCUAUAGAGCGCUGACCUACCUAUGGCUUCUCGGCGAGUACCGGUGGCUUCUCAGCCAUGAUCACGAUCAAAUAAGAUUUGAUGCGGCUAUAAAAGUAGACUUUGACCGGAAGCUCCAGUCACAUGUACGGGAGCCUCUUGCCAACUUCAAACAGGAAGAUCGUGCGAUGCUGGACGCACUUGAUGCCCUAGAUGUGUUUGAGUACCUUUACACCAGCCUUUUUCCCGCUCACUCAUCUGUUAUUGGGACCCAGCUAGACUGUACAAGCCAAAAGUACGACUGGCGCCUGCCAGCGAGCGUACCUGAUCUGGACACGAAAUGCGCUUUGCAUCGCGCCGCAGCAGUGCUCCGGGCCCCAGAUAUCAUUGAGAUUGUCGUCCGGCACAAGGCUCUCCAUUCAAGCAAUCAGACUUCCUUCGACCAGUCAAUCGACGAUCAGCCGUCCCACUUACCUUCCAAAUUCCUCUAUGAAGCAGUUCCCCAAUCUACGGUUAGUUACAUCGGAGCCGACCGACCCCGAAGCGACGUCUUCAACCGCGCCCGAUCCUAUCCUCCCCUUUUCGAUGUCUCAAUCUACGAUGUCCUCCAGGAGGAAGUUGUUGUCAAGGCCAAGCUGCUCCUCGGCAUCCGCGAUUUCUCUUGGAUAAAUACCAGAUUUUCCUAUGCUCGCUACUGGGUGCGAGAGGCUCGUGGCAAGAUCUUCUGGUGGGCGCAGAGUAAUGCCAAGGCUGAAAUCAGGCUGAGGCGGUGGAUGGAGAAGUCUCUGGCUGGGGAGAUGCUAUGA
This is a messenger RNA of Coniosporium apollinis CBS 100218, 1236 nucleotides long. RefSeq lists its product as uncharacterized. The record is from RefSeq and is a predicted model, not a curated record. Lineage: Eukaryota; Fungi; Ascomycota; Dothideomycetes. The coding region runs from base 1 to 1236 and encodes 411 amino acids. The transcript has 2 exons.